Molecule: messenger RNA, 4581 nt
Organism: Hylaeus volcanicus
Lineage: Eukaryota; Metazoa; Arthropoda; Insecta; Hymenoptera; Colletidae
Gene: rempA
Product: intraflagellar transport protein 140 homolog
Exons: 6
Coding region: 217-4551 (1444 amino acids)
Biological process (GO): intraciliary retrograde transport
Cellular component (GO): intraciliary transport particle A; ciliary basal body; axoneme
Molecular function (GO): protein binding
Source: RefSeq, a predicted model, not a curated record
AAAAAAAAUUCCUGACAGACAUCGACAUAUUAAUUUAUAUAUAAAAGGAUACAAUGAAUUUUUCAAUGAUAUUUAAAUUUAUGAUUUUACAGUUUUUGGAUAGAUAAAACUUAUUUUUAACUCGUAUUUAAGAUCAUAAAGUUAAACAUUAGAUUUUGUAAGUUGCUUGCAUGAGGGUUUCAAUGUUAACAGUGAAAAUAAAGCAAUUGAAGAAUAAUGUCACUGUAUUUUGAUGCGCGUGUACAAAAUCCAGAAACAGCUUCUAUCAGUACUCACGUGAUUUGGCAUGCUAACUAUCCAUUGUUAGCAAUUGCCUCAUAUUCUCAGGAUAAAGGUGGUUUCGUGACAAUUUAUGAUGAUCAAGGAGAGCCUAUUCAGGAUGUGGAAUCACCAAGACAUUCGGUUGCUCAGGUCACUGCUAUUGGGUGGCAUCCAGAAAAACGUUGGCUUGCAGCAGGAUGGGAAACAGGAGAAUUGCGGGUGUGGCCAGGUGAUACUGGAAGUACAGAAUUCAAUAUAAUAGUUACUCCACAUCGUGAUCCCAUUAAUAUUCUACAAUGGAGUCAACAUGGUGGAAGAUUGGUAUCUGCAGACUCAAGUGGGUCGAUAAUUGGUUGGAAAAUUGAUUCAAGAGGGCAAUUACUAAUGACAUUUCAUCAUGAGUUGAAAGAUUCUUUUGUGCAAAUGAUAUUUAAAACCAUUCCACCAAAACCAACAAUUGAUAUAAGUGGGUUAGCAAGAGCAGCGGUUGCAGGAGAUGAAAGAGCAUUAGAUAUGUUUAGCUCUUGGCGACCUAGAACUGCUGCACCAACAACUGUUGCACCUCAAAGAGAUAAUCAUGCUUUUUAUAUAGGAACUACUAACAGUGUGAUAUAUUUUGUUGAUAAUCAGGGACAAUGUACAGAAGUACUUAGUAUGAGUGGUGCUGCAUUACAAUUUUUAUUGCAUCAUCAGACUAGAGAUUCUAUUAUUAUUAUGACAGAAGGUUUGAACAUAGGACAUUUUCAAGCAGAUCCUAUUACUGGACGACUCACAGAAUUAACAAAAGUGAAACUUAGCAGUAGAUGCGAUAUAUCGAGAACUAGUCCAACAUUGUGUUGGACUAGCGGAAAUACUUUAGCAAUUCUUACGGGAGAAUUAGGCAUUCGUUGCUGGGAUCUUUACACUGGUGAUACUUAUGUACUUUCUCCACCAGAUUCAUCAACUGAAAGUAUUGCUACACCACAAGAAAUCUGCACAAGCAUAUCUUUCUGUAAAAGCAAUGGUACUUUGGCUGCUGGAACAAAUUUGGGAACAAUUUACUUAUGGAAACGCAAAGUUGAAAUGGAUAACGAUGAGAGUGGCUGGCCAACUAUACCAGAAUCUUGUAGUAUUCAUGGUACAGUGAAACAACUGACAUGGGGUGCCACCUUGUUAAGAAACCCACUUCUUGCUGUUAAUUGUAUCACAAAUGUAUUUAUAUUACAUCAACAACCAAUGUGUGCUGCAUACAAUGACGGGGUUUGCGCCAGUCAACUCAGUCCUACUCAGAUUUUAUUAGAGAUUGAAGAGCUAACAUACACUUUGAAAACCGAUAUUCAAGUACAACUCGUUGCUGUUAAUAAAGAGUACGUUGCCGUGUCCUCGAGUAGACAAAUCGUAGUUUAUAGAAUUUAUAAAGAAAAUUCGAUUAACAGUUCUAUAAUUACCAGUUUUAAUUGCGAUACGGAAAAACUAUUAAUUUACGAUCACACUCUAAUAGUUUUGACGCCUGUAGUUAUACAAUUGCGGUCGGUGGAAGGUACAAUUAUCCAGAUUCUACCUACACUGCCAGAGGAAGGUGAACCAAUUACAAUGGAUCUCACUGGACCGUUUCUAACGGUUGCAUCUCUGAAUGGUAUACUAAAAAUUUGGGAUUUGAGUAAGCGAGAAGCUAAGUUACACACCAGAGCAAUGGCGACUUAUGAAGCGAUCAGCGAUUUUGCUGAGAUUAUUGAAGCUAGAUGUAAUGCGGAUUGUCGUUGUGUAUCCAUUACCGUUGCUAUGGCUAAUUUGAUGCCUAGUUCAAUUUUAUACAUCUGGGACAUAGAAAGCGAUCAAAUACUCGAAUUUGAUUUUGCAGUAUCCGACGAUACUGACGAAGACAAUACCGGUCUAACCGUAAAGUGUAAAGGAAGAUUAGUCACUGCUCACUGCUGGGAUGUCGAAGAUCCUAGGCUUUUAGUGUGUCGCGCUCAGAAAUUGGAGACACGAGAUUAUAAGCAGUUGUCGAAACAAAAAGAAGAGAAUGACUUUUCAGUUUCGAAUGCUACUGUAGUUUUAGUAUCAAUGUUUGCUACGUCAGAUCAUGGAAUAGUCGUGCAGGAUAUAAAACCAAUCAAAGACGAAAAUUGUAGAGUGUUAGGUGUAGAGACUCCGCAUAUCAUUAUUCUGAAUUCUGAGAAGACUGCAGAUAGAAAUAGUAAAGUAGAAAAGUUACUUAUGAGGGAUUUCGAGGAACUAGGUAUAUGCGAUGUAGUCACAAAGAAAGCUGUCUUAGAUUUUAGCUUUCAUAUCAGCGUUGCUAACAUGGAUGAGGCUUUUAAGGCUAUAAAGUCCAUUAAAAAUGAAGGGAUUUGGAAGAGUUUGGCAAGAAUGUGUGUGAAGACAAAGCAGUUGAAUAUGGCUCUUCUAUGUUUGGGUCAUAUGAAGCAAGCUAAAGCAGCAAGAGCACUCAGAGAAGCUAUGCAAGAUGAUAGUCUAAAUCUGGAAGCUAAGGUGGGUGUACUAGCCGUGGAACUUGGUUUAUACAAUGACGCUGAACGCCUCUUCCGCGAAGCGAAAAGAUUGGAUCUAUUGGGCAGAGUUCUCGAAGCUCGCAAUAAAUUCAAGGAAGCCAUACAAUUGGCAUCUAAUGAGAAUAAAAUUUGCGAAAAGACAAGCUACUAUAACUACGCAAAAACCCUUGAGCAGGAAGGUAAAAUAGCAGAGGCUAUUGAGAUGUAUACCAAAGCAGAUUGCCACAGGUUUGAGGUACCAAGGAUGCUACUCGUAAGACCUAGAGAAUUGUUGACGUAUCUUAACAAUUCUGAAGACCCAGAAAUAAAAAAUUGGCAUGCACAAUACAUAGAAUCAACAGGAGACAUGGAGGGAGCCUUGCGUUUAUAUGAACAAGCUAAGAAUACUUUAUCAAUGACAAGAUUGCUUUGUUAUUUUGGCAAGGAAGACGAAGUUAGCGAUCUGGUGUCUCGAACAAAUCACGCUGCUUCUGCGUAUCACCUAGCUGCACAUUACGAAUCGAAAAAUAUCGUAUCACAGGCCAUUCAUUUUUACACUGUUGCUAAAGCUUAUACAAAUGCAAUCAGAUUGUGUAAAGAACACAACAUGUAUGAAGAAUUAUGGCCCUUGGCUGUAUUAGCACCAAGGCAAUCGCAAAUAGAUGUUGCAAAAUAUUUUGAAGAAAACGACCAGCCAGAUAAAGCAGUUUUAUUGUAUCAUAAAGCUGGAUUGUUGCACAAAGCUUUGGACAUUGCAUUCAAAACUCAGCAAUAUAGUGCUUUGCAGCUGAUUAUUAUGGAUGUUAAUGCAGAUUCUGAUCCUGCUUUAAUAGAGAAGUGUGCAGACUAUUUCGUUCAGAAUGAUCAAAUCGAAAAAGCUGUAGAUUUACUCGCUACAGGAAGAAAAUACUUGGAAGCUUUGGAACUCAUACAACAGCACAAUAUUCAGUUAAUCGAAGAUCUUGCAGACAAGAUGACACUGGAAAAGAUUGAUAACGAUCCGGAACGCGAAAAGAUUCGUAUCUCUAUAUUGGAAAGAAUCGGUGAAAUUGCUUUUGAGCAAGGAAAUUAUCAUUUGGCGACAAAGAAAUUCACUCAAGCUGGAAAUAAAUUGAGAGCUAUGAAAGCAUUACUAAAAUCUGGUGAUACAGAAAAGAUCUGCUUCUUUGCUCAAGUUUCUAGGCAGAGAGAAAUUUACAUCAUGGCUGGGAAUUAUCUACAGUCGCUGGAUUGGCAAAAUCAGCCAGAAGUGCUGAAAAAUAUUAUUAAUUUUUACUCUAAAGGAAAAGCGAUGGAUCUUUUGGCCAAUUUCUAUGUUGCCUGCGCUCAGGUGGAGAUAGACGAAUUUCAGAAUUAUGAGAAGGCUCUCGAUGCUCUAAAUCAAGCCAGUAGAUGUCUUGCAAAAGUAACCACUCCAAGGGAUCCUGAUAUUCACAAAAGAGCCGUUGAUUUGGUAAACAAUAGAAUAGCAACGAUUAGACGCUAUCUAGAUAUCAAGAAAUUAUUUGAUAGAGGUGAAGUAGGAACAGCGAUGCAACAGGUCCGUCAAUUACUCGAUUCCCAAGGACCUGAUUUGGAACAGUCCGUACGCCGUGGUGAUUUAUUCGCGACUAUAACACAGUAUUAUAUUAACAUAGGCGACACUGAUAAAGCGCAUGCUGCAGUAGAGGAAUUAAAGCGUUUAGUACCUGGGAUUAAUUUGAGUUACUAUUACAACAUGAGCGUGUUGGAAACUCUCGGUUAUAAAAUGAAAGUCCAACGAGAAGAGAGUUCUGACAGAGAAGACGAUGAUAUCGAAGAACUCCUGGGCGAAUAAAUAAAAAGCGAAUUAAGUAAAAAAUACACA